UUUGCAGGCUACGUAUUUUGUGAAUUCCUUACAAAAAAAAAUUGGUACUGGGAUCCAAUCUAUGGACUUAUGUGAAAUACAUGAUGUACCACUGAGCUACAUCUGCAGCCCUGGAGAAUGUUCUUGAGUUUGGACUGUUCUGAUAUUUUAUGUGCUCUAUGCCCAGGUCUCUGUGGCUGGGCUGCUCCAGCCUGGCGGACAGCAUGCCUUCGCUGCGAUGCCUGUAUAACCCAGGGACUGGCGCCCUCACAGCUUUCCAGAAUUCCUCAGAGAGAGAAGACUGUAAUAAUGGCGAACCCCCUAGGAAGAUAAUACCAGAGAAGAAUUCACUUAGACAGACAUACAACAGCUGUGCCAGACUCUGCUUAAACCAAGAAACAGUAUGUCUAGCAGGUACUGCUAUGAAGACUGAAAAUUGUGUGGCCAAAACAAAACUCGCCAAUGGCACUUCCAGUAUGAUUGUGUCCAAGCAACGGAAACUUUCAGCAAGCUAUGAGAAGGAAAAAGAACUGUGUGUCAAGUAUUUUGAGCAGUGGUCAGAGUCUGAUCAAGUGGAAUUCGUGGAACAUCUUAUAUCCCAAAUGUGUCAUUACCAACAUGGGCACAUAAACUCCUAUCUGAAACCUAUGUUGCAGCGGGACUUCAUAACUGCUCUGCCAGCUCGGGGUUUGGAUCACAUUGCUGAGAACAUUCUGUCCUAUUUGGAUGCCAAAUCCCUGUGUGCUGCUGAGCUUGUGUGCAAAGAGUGGUACCGAGUGACGUCCGACGGCAUGCUCUGGAAGAAGCUCAUCGAGAGAAUGGUCCGGACAGAUUCUCUGUGGAGAGGCCUGGCAGAGCGAAGAGGGUGGGGACAGUAUUUAUUCAAAAACAAACCUCCUGAUGGCAAUGCUCCUCCCAACUCUUUCUAUAGAGCACUUUAUCCUAAGAUUAUACAAGACAUCGAGACCAUAGAAGCUAACUGGAGGUGUGGAAGACACAGCUUACAGAGAAUCCACUGUAGAAGUGAGACGAGCAAAGGAGUUUACUGUUUACAGUAUGAUGACCAGAAAAUAGUAAGCGGCCUUCGAGACAACACCAUCAAGAUCUGGGAUAAAAGCACAUUGGAAUGCAGGCGAGUUCUCACAGGCCACACGGGUUCUGUCCUGUGUCUCCAGUACGACGAGAGGGUCAUCGUAACUGGAUCAUCGGAUUCCACAGUGAGAGUGUGGGAUGUGAAUACAGGUGAGAUGCUGAACACAUUGAUUCACCAUUGUGAAGCAGUCCUGCACCUGCGUUUCAAUAACGGAAUGAUGGUGACAUGCUCCAAAGAUCGUUCCAUCGCCGUUUGGGAUAUGGCCUCCCCGACUGACAUCACCCUCCGGAGGGUGCUGGUCGGACACCGAGCAGCUGUCAACGUUGUAGACUUUGAUGACAAGUACAUUGUCUCUGCAUCUGGGGAUAGAACUAUAAAGGUGUGGAACACAAGUACUUGUGAAUUUGUAAGGACCCUGAAUGGACACAAGAGAGGCAUCGCCUGUUUGCAGUACAGAGACAGGCUGGUGGUGAGCGGCUCAUCCGACAACACCAUCAGAUUAUGGGACAUAGAAUGUGGUGCAUGUUUACGAGUGUUAGAAGGCCAUGAGGAAUUGGUUCGAUGCAUUCGGUUUGAUAAUAAGAGGAUCGUCAGCGGGGCCUACGACGGAAAGAUAAAAGUAUGGGAUCUGUUGGCUGCUUUGGACCCCCGCGCUCCUGCAGGGACUCUCUGCCUGCGCACCCUUGUGGAGCACUCUGGAAGAGUCUUCCGACUCCAGUUUGAUGAAUUCCAGAUCGUCAGUAGUUCACACGAUGACACCAUCCUCAUCUGGGACUUCCUCAAUGACCCGGCGGCCCAGGCCGAGCCCCCCCGCUCCCCCUCACGAACGUACACCUACGUCUCCAGAUAGACGCCCCGGACCUCGCUUGCCCAGGACUCGUUAAGUUGCCAUAUUUAAUGUAUCUGCGAAGACCAGGACAGACAACAACAGCAACACUCAAACGCCUGCUGGACCCCUGGACCUGCGAGGAGCAGGGCGUUGAGACUCCUGGUGGGACACACUUGGUCUGCAGCUGACCAGGACAGUCUGCCAGGCGUGGCAAGCCGCUUCAGUGCUGCUACCGGAAGACGUCUUCUGUCCCGAGUGAACGAUGGGAACUUUCGCUCCUCCCCUCCCCUCUCCUUUCCCUCACUCCGGUUCCUCCCCCACUGGGUUCUAGACAGAGAUGACUUAUAAAUAUAUUUAGUGUUUGGA
Messenger RNA from Chinchilla lanigera (long-tailed chinchilla), 2267 nucleotides. It is a transcript of the gene Btrc, whose product is annotated as beta-transducin repeat containing E3 ubiquitin protein ligase. NCBI's taxonomy places the organism in Eukaryota, Metazoa, Chordata, Mammalia, Rodentia, Chinchillidae. The transcript is spliced from 15 exons. Gene Ontology annotation, molecular function: protein dimerization activity. The coding region runs from base 150 to 1922 and encodes 590 amino acids. The record is from RefSeq and is a predicted model, not a curated record.